GUAGUAGUUUGUUUCACCACAAAAAGAUCUAGCUUGGAUGUUCUGAAUCACGGAAAGAGAGAGGCGAGAUAGUGUGGGGAGAGAGAGAGAGGAUAUAGAGAGAGAAUCCUCCUCUACCUCUUGAUCUAUUCUUCUUCUGCAAUGCUUCUUCCACCAUUUCUGUUCAGUUGGAGGAAUCUAAAGACCCAUGGAAGUCAGAAUUUCAGCUGUAGAGAUUGUGGGGACCAACUGUGUAUUUGAUAAAUUAAUAAAAUUUACGAGUCAGAAAUUUUCAAAAUACUUCAGUUGACCAAUUUCUAUUGAUUGACGUCUUCUCUGUCACCAUGUGGGGUUUCAUCACAAAAGCUAUUGGAAGCAUUGGAGGGAUCAACAAAAAUUCUUUGGACCAAAGUCAAGCUUCUUUAGAUAUCUCAGAUGAUGAAACCUGCUCAAAUGACAGUUCUGAUGAUGGACUCGAAUGUCCAAUAUGUUGUGAAUCUUUUAAUAUUGUGGAGAACGUGCCCUAUGUCUUAUGGUGUGGCCACACACUCUGCAAAAAUUGUGUCCUAGGGCUUCAGUUAGCUGUUUAUAAGUUCUCGAACCAAAAAGUCCAGAUUCCAUUCUUCAUCUCAUGCCCUUGGUGCCACUUGUUAACUUUACGACUGGUUUACAAAGGUAACCUCAAAUUUCCUUGCAAGAACUACUUUCUCCUUUGGAUGGUAGAGAGCUUAAAUGGUGACAGGCUGAAGUCCCCUUCCUUAACUGUUGGGGACUCUCAACCACUCUGGUCUGCAAAAAGUGCUUCAUGUACUGUAAAUCAUUCCACUGGUGUAAGUUUGAGGAGGUCCCAUCCAUCAGGACACUCGGGGUCAAAUAGUGAUAAUGGUAAUGGUAUCGGUGGUUCUGUUAGUCCAGAGAGGACCCAUUCCUUCCAUAAAUCCUUGGAUUUCUUCAUCAACUUAACAGCCAAGAUCCCAUUGGUAAUCUUAGUUCUUCUGAUUGUUAUUUUCGCAAUCCCUGCAAGUGUUGCCAUCUUAGCCUUGUAUUUACUUAUUACUGUUCUGUUUGCGCUCCCAUCUUUCCUGGUAUUGUAUUUCACAUAUCCUGCAUUGGAGUGGCUCGCAAGAGAACUGGCCACAUGACUGGAAUUUUUUCAAGUUUGUUGGAAGUUGUAGCCCCAUCACACUACUUGUGGUGAUGAUGUAUUUUGAUUGCUUUAUCCUCUUGUAACAAGUCAUUGUGGUUCUCUUCGAAUAAAUUAUAUUUGAUAA
Molecule: messenger RNA, 1250 nt
Organism: Daucus carota subsp. sativus
Lineage: Eukaryota; Viridiplantae; Streptophyta; Magnoliopsida; Apiales; Apiaceae
Exons: 2
Coding region: 324-1121 (265 amino acids)
Source: RefSeq, a predicted model, not a curated record